This is a messenger RNA of Andrographis paniculata, 1937 nucleotides long. Its product is annotated as NAC domain-containing protein 43-like. The record is from RefSeq and is a predicted model, not a curated record. The transcript is spliced from 3 exons. NCBI's taxonomy places the organism in Eukaryota, Viridiplantae, Streptophyta, Magnoliopsida, Lamiales, Acanthaceae. Gene Ontology annotation, biological process: regulation of DNA-templated transcription. Bases 458 to 1687 code for a protein of 409 amino acids. Gene Ontology annotation, molecular function: DNA binding.
UCACUCUCUCUGUGAGUGUGAAUCCCAUGUGGACCCCACAUAUCAACCCCAGUGUACCAACAAUAAACUUCCCUCGCCCUCCCAUGCAUUCUCUUCUCUUCUCUUCUCUUCUUCCCUAAUUUGCCCUACCACUGAUAUACUAUAAUUUAUCCCAAUCCCGCCCCACAUAUAUAUAUAUACAAAUUGACCCCAUCAUCCCCAACUCCAAACCUUUUUCUUUUAUAUACACACACACACACACAUAUGUGAAACACCACCGGGACUCCACUUUUUCCUUGUUUCUUUUCAAGCUUUAUCGCAAAUCAAGAUGAUGCCUAAGCUGGGGAAAAAGGGGGUUUCAGUUUCCUCAAAAUUAGCACCACUUCCUCAUCUGCUCAUGCAUUCUUCUUUUUCCUCUUCUUCAUAUACUUGUAAUUAAAUUAGUUAGAGAUAAACAGAUAGGGUAUAUAGAGCAUAUAUGAUGUCAUCCUCGGAGGACAUGAACUUGUCGGUGAACGGACAGUCUAAGGUGCCUCCAGGGUUCCGUUUCCACCCCACCGAAGAAGAGCUUCUUCAGUAUUACCUCAGGAAGAAGGUCGCCUGCCAGAAAAUCGACCUCGACGUCAUCCGCGACGUCGAUCUCAAUAAACUCGAGCCCUGGGAUAUCCAAGAGAAGUGCAAAAUUGGGUCGACUCCGCAGAACGACUGGUACUUCUUCAGCCACAAGGACAAGAAGUACCCAACCGGAACCCGGACGAACCGGGCCACGGCGGCCGGGUUCUGGAAGGCCACCGGUCGGGACAAGGUCAUCCACAGCAAUUUCAGGAGGAUUGGGAUGAGGAAGACGCUCGUGUUCUACAGAGGGAGAGCUCCACACGGCCAGAAAUCCGAUUGGAUUAUGCACGAAUACAGGCUCGACGACAUCAACGCCACCACCACUCACGACUCCACCCCUAAUGGUUCGAGCAUUGGGGGGGAUUCAGGGCAAGAAGAAGGGUGGGUGGUCUGCAGAGUGUUCAAGAAGAAGAAUUAUCACAAAGCAUUGGAGAGUCCGUCACCGGCGUCGGCGUCGAUGAUGGUUUCCAACAUCCCCCGAAACGACGGCGUUUUGGAUCAAAUACUCAUGUACAUGGGGAGGACAUCCUCGUCGUCCACUUCCUGCAAGCAAGAGAUGAUCACCCAAUCCAACGGCCAGGAUAGCUCGCCGCUUUUCCUCUCCAAUCAGUUGUCACCUCCCUCGGCGUUCAUGCACCUCCCCGCACUGGAUAGCCCCACCGCCACCAUCAACCACCCCGCCGCCGAUGACUACAAAUCCUCCGCCGCCGGCGACCUCAUCGCCGAAAUCGGACCGUCCACGUGUGACUGGGCCGUGCUGGACCGCCUCGUCGCCUCCCAGCUCAACGGCGGCCACCCUUCUAAACAGUUCCUCUCCGCCUACGUCGGAGACGACGACGACGACGACUUCUCCUUCUCCGCCUUCGACCACCACCACCACCACCACCAGCUGAUGGACAUUAACGACCCAGAACCACCGUCCAUGGCGGCGAAUCAACACAACAAUAAUAUUAAUAACAACAACAACAAUAAUAAUAAUAAUAAUCCAGGUACUGUGUCGAGCUCCGACACCGACUUCUGGAGCUUCGGCCGGCCGUCGUCGUCGUCGUUGUCGUCGUCGUCUUCCGACCCGCUCUGCCACCUGUCUGUAUAAUCAACGGUACCCGAUAAUAGUAAUAAUUCUGUCUAGGUUUUGUCAUGAUAUGGUGAAUAUGCAUAUACGUACCUAUACAUACACAUAAAUACACAUAUACAUAUAUAAAAAUAUAAAAAUACAUACGUACUUAGUAGUUCGUAAUAUUAAUUAAUUAAUUAAGUGGACUGCACGUACGCUUUUAGUUUCUCAAAACCAUAAUAUCUUUGUACCUAAUAAUCAUUUCUUCUGUUGAAGCAUCGCUGUCUAU